GUCCUUGACACCUUUAUCGAUUUCACAGCUGGAUUCUCAUGUUCUUCUUCCUUCUUCGUCUUCCAAGCUUUUUCGGGAGCUUCUUGGUUUUGAUCUGCUGUUUAUAACUCUCUCUCUCCCCUAGUUCUUAUUCGUGAUCAAGAUGCUGAGGAGAUAUUGAAUGGAGUAGAUGUUGAGUUUGUGGCAACUUAAUUUUAGAGUCCUUCGGUCUUUUCUAGAGGAAAUGAAACUAUUAAGAUUUGCUGGUGUAGUUUUCAUUUUUAUCUUAGCCUUCCAAUUCGUGAACAUACAUUACUAUGGUGGUGAUAUAUUAUCUUUAUCUUCUCAAGAUGAGUUUCCUGUAUCGAUACAUGGAAGCACAGAGCCAAUACGGCCGUUGUCUGGUCCUGAGAGACUGAAUGUUAGUGGUUCGGUAUCAGCUGAGGUAUCUGAAGGGGAAAGAACCGGUUUAGGAGAAGACUAUGUGAUUAGCUCUGAUGCAAAUGUUAGUGUUCAGUCUCAUGAUGCAAAGGAUAAGGAAACUCUGGACUUGCUGCUAGAGACAAGAAGCAGCAUGAAUGGGAGUGAUGCUGACAUUGUUAAUGAAAAUAAUAGAAAUGUGGAGAUUCUGGAAUCUGAUGAUUUUGUAGAGGAUGCAAAAGAUAAGGAUGCUCUGGACUCGCUGUUAGAGACAAGAAGCAGCAGCUCCAACGGGAGUUAUGGGGAUGUUGUGGAAGAUGCUGAGAUUGUUAAUGAAAAUAAUAGGAAUGUGGAGACUCUGGAGACUAGAUCUGAUGAUAAUCUUUCCCCAGAGGUGAAAAGAGUAAUGAAUGUUUCGAAUUCUGGGGUGGUUUCUAUCUCUGAGAUGAUGAGUUUAUUGCAUCAAAGCCGCACUACUCAUGUCUCACUGAAAAUGAAACGGCCUUCUGCAGUUGAUCAGGAGCUGCUGUAUGCAAGAACCCAAAUUGAGAACUCACCAAAGGUGGAGAACGACCCUUUACUGCACGGUCCUUUGUAUUGGAAUCUUUCCAUGUUCAAAAGGAGCUAUGAGCUAAUGGAGUCCAAGCUCAAAGUAUAUGUCUACAGGGAAGGCAAAAGACCUGUAUUUCAUAAGCCAGUUCUGAAAGGGAUAUAUGCAUCCGAAGGAUGGUUUAUGAGACAGCUCAAAGCCAGCAAAACAUUCGUCACGAAAAACCCGCGUAAAGCUCACCUGUUCUACCUUCCUUUCAGCUCCAAAAUGUUGGAAGAAUCUCUCUAUGUCCCUGGUUCUCACAGCGACAAGAAUCUCGUUAAGUUCCUGAAGAACUAUUUGGACAUGAUCUCCUCCAAAUAUCACUUCUGGAAUAAAACUGGAGGAUCAGAUCAUUUUUUAGUUGCUUGUCAUGACUGGGCUCCUUCCGAGACAAGGCAGUACAUGGCCAACUGCAUCAGAGCAUUAUGCAACUCUGACGUGUCAGAAGGUUUUGUGUUUGGCAAAGAUGUAGCACUUCCCGAGACAACUAUUCUUGUUCCCAGGAGACCGCUUAGGGCUCUAGGAGGUAAACCCAUUUCACAAAGGCACAUACUUGCCUUCUUUGCAGGUGGGAUGCACGGCUACCUUAGACCUCUCUUAUUACAAACCUGGGGAGGUAACAGAGAUCCAGACAUGAAGAUAUUCAGUGAGAUACCCAAGUCCAAAGGGAAAAAUAAGAGUUACAUGGAGUUCAUGAAGAGCAGCAAGUAUUGCAUUUGCCCAAAAGGGCAUGAAGUCAAUAGCCCUAGGGUCGUGGAGGCAUUGUUCUAUGAGUGUGUCCCUGUUAUCAUAUCUGAUAACUUCGUGCCUCCUUUCUUUGAAGUCAUAAACUGGGAGUCUUUUGCAGUGUUUGUGUUGGAGAAAGACAUUCCUGAUUUGAAGAACAUAUUAGUGUCGAUAAGUGAGGAAAGAUAUAGAGAGAUGCAGAUGAGGGUGAAGAUGGUGCAGAAGCAUUUCCUUUGGCAUUCUAAACCUGAGAGAUUUGAUAUAUUUCAUAUGAUACUUCAUUCUAUUUGGUACAACAGAGUUUUUCAAACUUGAAACCACAUAUAAUAUACUAGGAUUGAAAUAUGUAGAGCAUGCAUAUGAUCAGCAGAGAGAUUCAUUUAUACAAAAAUAAGACUGUACUUGCAAGUUUUGCAA
This is a messenger RNA of Brassica napus (rape), 2134 nucleotides long. Its product is annotated as probable glycosyltransferase At5g03795. NCBI's taxonomy places the organism in Eukaryota, Viridiplantae, Streptophyta, Magnoliopsida, Brassicales, Brassicaceae. The coding region runs from base 170 to 2032 and encodes 620 amino acids. Gene Ontology annotation, molecular function: glycosyltransferase activity. The record is from RefSeq and is a predicted model, not a curated record. The transcript is spliced from 5 exons.